CCAAGUAAAACUCAUCGAUCACAGUGCCCAAGUAAAACUCAUCGUUCACAGUACAGCUGAUCGUUUUCACUAUUCAGUCAUCAAAUUGCAAGAAGCGGCGGUGAUGACAUGAAAGGAGCCGCACAAUUGCCAAUUUUCCGCUCAAUAUCAUACAUCCGACGUUUCAAAUCACUCAUAUCUGUCUCCUCUCGCAAUUCCCACUCCGCAUCAGUCUCAGUUCAAUGCUCAGACACGGUAGAAGCUACAGAAUCCGGUCAAUUCAAUGGCGUAAUCGAUGAUAAGGACCUUCUCAGAAAAUCCCCAAAUGGCAAUCUCCUAGUCCUCGACCUCAUCGAUCGCCGCGCUCUCCAACCCGACGCCAAAUUAUACGUGGACCUCUUCAAGAAAUGCACUGAUCAGCGGAAGCUCAAAGAGGGCCUAAUCGCCCACGCUCACUUCGCGACGUCGAGCUUCAGAAACUACGUCGUUUUGCAGAAUACAGUUGUGAAUAUGUAUGCGAAAUGCUGUGAUAUGGAGAGUGCACGCAAGGUGUUUGAUGAAAUGACUGAACGAGAUAUGGUUUCUUAUACUAUGCUAAUCACUGGCUAUUCGCAGAAUAAUGAGUUCUAUAAAGCGUUGAGGUUGUACGUGGAGAUGGUGGAGAUGGGAUUAAAGCCUAAUGAAUUCACAUUCGGAAGCGCUCUGAAAUCGGCUGGUGGUAUGCAGAGUGUAUCAAUGGGUAGAGGGAUUCAUGGUGUUUGCAUCCAAUUCGGGUUCGGGGAUAAUGUCUAUGUUGGUAGUGCAUUGGUGGAUAUGUAUGCAAGAUGUGGUAAAAUAGACGAAGCGAAAGUUCAAUUUGAUCAGCUUAAGAUUAGGAAUGAAGUCUCUUGGAAUGCGCUGAUUGCAGCAUACGCAAGGGAAGGAGAGGGGCAUUGUUCUCUUAAGCUAUUCGCAGAGAUGAAAAGGGGAGGUUUUAGACCCACUCAUUUCACAUACUCGAGCAUCUUUGCAGCCUGCGCGAGCAAUGGAGCUAUGGAGCAGGCGAAAUGGGCGCAUACGGAUAUGAUUAAGAUGGGAGUGGAGCUCGUUGCGUUUGUUGGCAACACGCUUCUUGACAUGUAUGGCAAGGGUGGGAGCAUUGAGGGCGCAAAGAAGGUUUUUGAUCGGUUGGUGAAGAAGGACGUUGUUUCGUGGAACUCAAUGCUCACUGCCUACGCACAGCAUGGACAUGGCCAGGAGGCCAUUGAUCUCUUUGAGAAAAUGCGCGAUUUGGGGCUCGAGCCGAAUGAGAUUAGUUACCUUUGUGUAAUCAAUGCUUGCAGCCACACUGGGCUCGUUGAGAAAGGGCUGCAUUAUUUUGAAUUGAUGAAAGAAAAUAAGUGUGUUCCGGAGAUUACACAUUAUGUAGCGAUUGUUGAUCUUCUUGGUCGCGCUGGGGAGCUCGAGCGUGCAGAAAGAUUCAUAUUGAGUAUGCCGAUUGAGCCUACAGCAGCAAUCUGGAAGGCUCUGCUUGGAGCUUGUAGGGUGCACAAGAACAUGUUUUUAGGCGGAUAUGCAGCUGAGCGCGUCUUUGAGCUUGAUCCUUACGAAUCCGGGCCCCACAUGCUGCUCUCAAACAUCUACGCCUCUCAUGGGAGGCGCAACGAGGCUGCAAGAGUGAGGAAGGUAAUGGCUGAGAGCGGUGUGAAGAAGGAGCCGGCUUGUAGUUGGGUGGAGAUUGGGAGCUCUGUGCAUCUUUUCGUUGCAAAUGAUGACAUGCACCCGCAGAGGGAGGAAAUUCGUGCGAAGUGGGAGAAGUUGAGAGAGGAGAUCAAGAAAAUGGGGUAUGAAGCAGAUACAAGCCAUGUGCUGUGGUAUGCAGAUGAGAGAGAGAGGGAGGAGAGGCUGCAGCUGCAUAGCGAGAAGCUGGCUCUGGCGUUUGCGCUGCUGAACACGCCAGAGGGGGGCUCGGUGUCGAUCAAGAAAAAUAUUAGAGUGUGUGGGGAUUGCCACAAUGCAUUCAAGUUUGUGUCAAAGUUGGUUGGUAGGGAAAUCAUCUUGAGAGAUACCAAUAGGUUCCAUCACUUUCACAAUGGCUCUUGCUCGUGUAGAGACUAUUGGUAGAUUCGAGAUGGUGUCAGCUGUUUUGAGUUAUAGAGGCCGUAGCAGAAGAAACGCUCGCUGCACAUCAUGUCUGACGAAUAUUUUGCUGCGUUGCAGACAUGAAGUUGAUGUUAUUUCUGCUCAAACGACGGAACAAGUUGGAACGAUUAAUAUUUCAGGUUCAGGCUUUUCUCAGCAUUGUGCAACAUGAUCAUGGUGAGGAGGCAACAAACCAAAGCUAUUCCCCA
This is a messenger RNA of Salvia hispanica, 2309 nucleotides long. RefSeq names its product Tetratricopeptide repeat (TPR)-like superfamily protein. Gene Ontology annotation, molecular function: RNA binding; zinc ion binding; protein binding. Lineage: Eukaryota; Viridiplantae; Streptophyta; Magnoliopsida; Lamiales; Lamiaceae. The record is from RefSeq and is a predicted model, not a curated record. Gene Ontology annotation, biological process: RNA modification.